CGUCGCUGGACUUUAGCAGUGCAGAUCAGAGAACCUUAGGUAAGUCCAGAUCACCUACUGGAUGCGUCUCGACCUGUCCUUGUCGCUUUCACAAUCGCCACGACACAUUGCACGCGUCCGUCAUGGAUCUCCAGAUGGCGGAUUCUGAGCCUAGCAGCAAUGGCAACGACCCAAUGCAAGAUCCAGAAGAGCAAAAAGUCCUCAAGGCCGCACUGGAUUCCUACGAAUCAUACAGAAAGAGAUCGCAUCAUCAAGUGACCCACGUCCGCCGCCAGUCAUUUUAUGCCCUCCCGUCUGCACACUCAACGAUUCUCUCCGCGCCCCCUUUCUCCGUUCUCGGGAGCCUCUCCGCCAUUGACGAUGCCAUAGACGCCAACGCUAACAUUGCAGACGCUAUAGUCCAGGCUGCCAAAUCGACUUUUCUACCUCCCACUUUCCCAACUCCAUGGACCGGCUACGCGAGCGCAUCCGAUCAUAGUAAAGCUCGGAGCACAAUCCGCCAGUUCUACCGCGACUGGAGUGCCGAAGGCGCCACGGAACGCGCCGCAUGCUAUGACCCGGUACUCUCCGCACUCUGCAACGAAUUCGCCAACACCCCUGACGAGUCAAAAUCGGCCCUGAAUGUCCUUGUCCCUGGUGCCGGUCUCGGGAGGCUCCUCCUUGAGAUUGUUCUGCUCGGUUUCAGCGCCGAAGGGAACGAGAUCUCGUACCACCAGCUACUGGCCAGCUCAUGGGUGCUGAAUCACACAAAGCCAGACGCGCCGUUCACACUAUAUCCAUGGGCGCUGGCUUUCUCCAAUCAUGUCACACGUGCGGAUCAACUAGCGAAUGUGAGUGUGCCAGACGUGCAUCCAGGACUGGCACUGGGUCAGGCCAUUGCAGACGGAAAGAGCGGAAAGAUGGGAUUCUCGACGGGUGAUUUCUGCGUUGAAUAUGGCAGCGAGGAUACCAAGAACACGUACGAUGCAGUAGCGAGCGUGUUCUUUCUCGACACGGCGCCAAAUCCGAUAAGAUAUGUCGAAGCAGUGCGUAAUUGUCUAAAAUCAGGGGGCAUCUGGAUCAACCUAGGGCCAUUGCUAUGGCAUUUCGAAAACAAUCCACCUGGGGCAUUUUACAAGUCCGAUGAUGACGAAAGUGGAAGUGGAAAGUUCAAAUCUGGGUUUGAGGGCGACAGGGGCAUCGGAGAGGCUGGUUCAGUAGAGCUCACCAAUGAGGAAGUCUUGUCCCUGGUCGGCCAGUCCGGGUUCACGAUCGAAAAGCAUGAAUUCGGCGCCUUAACUAGUGGGUAUAUUCAAGACCCAAAAAGCAUGCUGCAGAACAUAUAUAAGCCGUCCUUUUGGAUUGCUAGGAAGCAAUGAACCCUACUCCGCCUCAAACAUCAGGUUACGAAUAUCACGCAUAUAGACAGCCAUAGGCAAUGAUUAUUUAUAUUCACA
This is a messenger RNA of Pseudovirgaria hyperparasitica, 1436 nucleotides long. RefSeq names its product N2227-domain-containing protein. The record is from RefSeq and is a predicted model, not a curated record. The transcript has 2 exons. NCBI's taxonomy places the organism in Eukaryota, Fungi, Ascomycota, Dothideomycetes, Acrospermales, Acrospermaceae. Gene Ontology annotation, molecular function: S-adenosylmethionine-dependent methyltransferase activity. The coding region runs from base 123 to 1358 and encodes 411 amino acids.